Molecule: messenger RNA, 3006 nt
Organism: Leptopilina heterotoma
Lineage: Eukaryota; Metazoa; Arthropoda; Insecta; Hymenoptera; Figitidae
Product: probable RNA-binding protein 46
Exons: 6
Coding region: 683-2152 (489 amino acids)
Cellular component (GO): nucleus
Molecular function (GO): mRNA binding
Source: RefSeq, a predicted model, not a curated record
UCACGUGACGGUUGUGUUUUGUUUUUUGGAACGCACAUAUCGAUGAGUAAUUAUAUUAAUGAUAUUAAUUUCACUGGUUUUGAGUCAGUUCGCAGAAAUCGUUUUGACGGUGAACAAAGAAAACACGUGUUUCUUUUUAUUGGUAGUUGUUAUUGGUGCUUGGUUUAUUAUAACCUCAAUCUAUUUUUAUUGAAAAUCGAAAUAAAUUAAUUUUAUAGAAUCAAUUUUUAUUGUCGUGAUAAAUGAAAAUUUGUCAUUUGUCAAUUGUUGUCAGUUUUGGAAAAAUUUAGUAUAUUCAGUAAAUUGGCAGUGUCGGUGUGUGUUUACCUUUAUAUUGUAUAUAUUGUAUUUUUUCUCGGAAAAGGUUAGGAUCUUCGGGGGAAACCCUCUCCUCUCUCAAUACUCACAUCUUAUUGGUUGAAAUUCUCCAUCGUCAGUUAGAAUUUUUUAGUUUCCGUUUUCCGUUAAAAAAAGAAGUCUCGCAAAAAGACGCCAGUUGUUGCUUGUUUGAGAAAAAAGGAAAGUGUUCAGAAUCAAUUUUCAUCGAGUAAGUUCUGAUUCAAUAUUAUAUUCAAGUAUUUUUUUCCAUUUUAUCUCAGUGAAUAAUUUCAUUUUGUGAAAAUUCAGCAUCAGAGAAGAUUCGUUUUUCAAUCUCGGAAGAUUUUUCAUUCAUCAUUGCAAGAUGUAUCAUCAGGAAAUACCUGAUUUACAAGCCGAUAUUCAGACGCAAUAUAAGCUUCUAAAUUUAAUCGGUCAAUCGGAAUAUGAAAUUAUUCAAGAAAAUGGCCAAAGAAGACUCACUUGUAAUGAAUUGACGAAUAAUUUAAUCGAACGUUCAAAGGGGAGUGAGGUUUUUUUAGGUCGUCUACCACGUGACUGCUAUGAAGAUGAAAUUGUUCCUGUUUUACAAAAAGUGGGUAAAUUGUUAGAAUUAAGAUUAAUGUUAGAUUUUUCUGGUACCAAUCGUGGUUUUGGUUUUGCUUUAUUUGAAGAUUCAAAAACAGCCCGACGUGCUUGCCAAUUAUUAAAUAAUUCUGAAAUUCGUUCUGGACAUCGUAUUGGGGUUGUUAAGUCUAUUGAUAAUUGUCGCCUCUUCUUCGGCGGCGUUCCCAAGGAUAAAAGUAAGGCGGAAUUUUUUGAGGAACUUAGUAAAAUGUUAGAUGGUAUUACUGAAAUUUAUGUAUAUCCCAGCUCUGAAGAUCGUACUCAAAAUCGUGGUUUUAUUUUCGUGGAAUUUAGAGAUCAUAGAUCGGCGGCAAUGGCUCGUCGAAAGCUCAUCCCCGGAAGAGUUGUUCUUUGGGAUCAUGACAUUGCCGUUGAUUGGGCUGAUCCUGAACCUGGUGAUCCCAUCGAUGAAGAUGUUAUGCAAACGGUGACAGCGCUUUUCAUCAGAAAUUUACCAUUGGCGAUGACUCAACAGAAAUUGAAAGACAUGAUUGUAAAAGCGACAAAUGUGCCAAUCUUGAAAAUAAAAAAGCUCAAUCAUUUCUCAUUUGUCCAUUAUGAGAAUCGGGAAUUGGCCGAACUUGUUAUGGCAACCUUGAUAAAGCCUGGAGGAUUAGCAGAGAGUGAAGAAUGGGAGAUACGAUGGGCAAAACCGAUUGGCGGUGUCAAGGACAUUGAGAGACAAAGACGAAUUGCUGAGGCCUCUUGCAAAACAAUUGGAUCGAAGAGUCCUGAAAGUCAAAAAUCAAGUUCACAUAAAAGUCGAUCAAAAGGAACGAAUAAAUCAAAUAAUACUGUUGAAAAUGCAAAUCUACCAAAGCACGAUUACGCGCAAAGUUUACAGAAAUUCGUAAUGGAAAAAUUGAAUUGUCUGUGCCAUUUAGAAUGCAUCGAAUCCUAUGAACCAUUAGGAUACUUUUGUAAGAUAACAAUCGUUAAAGAUAAUCAAAUAGUCUUUCAACAUUUCGGUGAUAUACUUCCGACUGUUCAGAAAGCGAUUAACGUUGCAGCUCGAGCGAUUUAUCACAAAUUGAGUACAUCUACAUGUGUUCCAGUCUCAGUUCCAGCGCCAAUUUCAAUACCGCCACCGAUGACGAAUUAUUAUUAUCAACCGGCAAUUAAUCAGUGCAGGAUUCCAUUAAAUCCAACAGUCUACGAAACUGCAAUAGCCAACUGGCAGAUGCAAGGAAUUCCACUGGAUGCUUAGUAUCGUUGAUUUUUAUUUUCUUUUUAUAAACUACAAAUCGUUUACAACGUAGAGAUCACUACUUGAUUACGAGAAUUUUUUUAUGGCAUUUUUUUUAAAGGAAAGUUUAAUUUAUCGACGAGAAAUUUCGAAAAAGAUGAACAUUUUUUUAUUUUACUUUCUAAAUGUUAUUUAUACUAUUUAUCGUCAUAGUUUUUAAAUUUAAGUUUUGAUGGUAAGGAAUGAUAGUUGUAAUUUUAUAUUAAUGUAGAAUGUAAGUUGUGAUAGAUAAUUUUUUUUUUCGAAAGCGUUUUGAUAACGUGAAAGGGUAAAUAUUACCACUACGUUGAAAGAAACAAUAUUUGAAAGCUGAGCUUGAAUUUAAAAGUUCGUUUUUAGAAAACUUUUUUACGUAUUUUUUAACUGAGUUUAAAAAACUUUAGGACACGUUUUUCUUAACUAGUUUCACUUAUAUUUUUGACACUUUUUUACAAUUCCGUGUUUCACUCUGUAUUUUUUAUAUCGUCUGUUUUUUAAAGAUUUACGCACUUUCAAUGCGUGUUUAAUGGAUUUUUUAAAAAUCGCCACUCGAAUUUUACAAAUUCGAAGAAAAAAACUUUUGAUUGUCUUGUUCUAAAUUUUCCGCGCGUGUUUAAUUAUCUGUGUAAACGUUAAAUGUUUCUGCGAGCGACUUUCAAAUUUUGACAAAAAAAAAAACCUGUAUUAUUAACUUAAACCCAUGAAUUUUCGAAGGUCAUUUAAUAUUUAUAUUAACUAAUAACGUUAAACGUGACAAAUAUUAGUUCUUAGUAAUGAAAUUGUUUAAAUAUUAAAAACAUUUGUCAAUGUUGUAUUAAUUCUUUCAUUUUAAUAAA